Molecule: messenger RNA, 1335 nt
Organism: Chironomus riparius
Lineage: Eukaryota; Metazoa; Arthropoda; Insecta; Diptera; Chironomidae
Source: the annotation of a GenBank genome assembly
AUGUGGUAUGGACGAAUUACUGUUGGAAAUUCUAAGAUUUCCCCAAAACCAUUUCAACCACCGAAAUUCUACUCAUCCGAUUCCAAAUUCAUCCUUGAUGAAUUGAAAUUGACUGCAAAUGUCAAAACAUCAAAUUUGCUUGUUGGAAAUGGAUUUUAUCGUAUCACACGGAAAUUAAUUUUGAUAUCACAAACUGUAUUUGGAAUAUUUCCUGUACGCGGUUUGCGUCAACCGACGUCAGAACAUUUGAAAUUCAACAUGAAAAGCUUCUCGUUCAUUUAUUCAAUGGUCAUUCAAAUGUGUAUUAUCUUCAUGUUCUCAACGUCUAUUUAUAAACAGCUCAACAGCAAAAUUGUGUACACAAAAGUUGUCAAGUUUGUCUUUUUCUUCUUAAACUUUCUCGUUUACUUAAACUUUACAAUUGUGGCUAGGAAAUGGCCGCAAUAUGUAAAACAUUGGGAGCGUGCCGAGCAAAAGCUUCUCGAGCUUCACAUCAUGCAACAACAGAAUCAACAAGUGCAGAGGAAAAUUUGGAAAAUUGCCAUCGUAAUUAUGUUCUUGGCAUUAAUCGAGCACAAUCUUGGCAUCGCUUCCGGUGUUUAUGUUUCCAAAUCAUGCUGGGGUGUCCAUUCAGCUGAAGAAGCUUACUUUCGACAAUCAUUUACGGACUUUUUUGCGAGCUUCAAAUUCAACAUUUAUUUGGGUUUAUUUGCACAAAUUGUCAAUUUAUUUUGCGCAUUCGCAUGGAACUUUAUCGAUGUUUACUUAAUAAUCGUUAGCGUAUUGUUGACUGAAAAAUUUGCAUGCAUAAAUCGUCGGCUGGAAAGUAAUUUAAGCGUGCAUUCAUCAAAAUUUUGGAAUGAAAUCUGGUGUGGAUAUAAAAUCUGUGUGGAAUUGGUUGAUCGAACGAACGAACUGAACGGUGGAACAAUUUUAAUAUCAUUUUUCAGCAAUCUAUAUUUCAUUUGCGUUCAGUUGCUUGGUUGCUUCAAAUCAGAAUCAUCAAUAUUGGAUGGACUUUAUUUGUGGUUUUCACUAAUUUUUCUUAUUGCACGUACAUUGGCUCUGUGUCUGUUUGCGUCGGAAAUUAACGAUGAAUCGUUGAAACCACUUCAAACUUUGAGGUCUAUUCAUUCAGACUAUUUUGACAUCACAAUGAAUCGAUUUACGGAACAAUUGAUGAAUGGAAAAGUCGCUUUGACAGGCAUCAAUUUUUUCUAUCUUACCAGGAAAUUGAUUCUCAGUAUUUCAGGAACAGUCGUCACUUACGUGCUCGUUAUGGUUCAAUUCAACGAGGCAGAAGAGAAAGAGUCUGAUAACAAUCCAUGCACUUGA